AUGGGGUGUGUGGCAAGCACGGUGGAGACCAGUGAGCCAGAGAGCUCACCAAAGAAUGCCAGAGGAAGCCAAACAGCCCCGAACCCUGGUAGGACCUUGCUGACAAGUUCUGCGAAUUCCCCAAAGGACGCUGAGGCAGAACAGACGGCUUCGCCGACAGGGCUGAGGAACUCGAGACCUGGUGGCUUCAUGCUCAACGAGGAGGUCACCUCACCUGUCUCGCCGGGCAAAUCCAUCUUGAGAAGCAAGAGUCUGCAGGGACUCGGUCACAAGGAAACCGGCCGCCGAGCUACGUUUGAUGCAGUGUCCUUGCAAGAGGAGGAAAUUGCACAUUGCCGAAGUGUAAAGCGACGGGUAACUCUCGGGCAAGCUGAAGUUCGCGAAUACCGGGUCCAGAUGACUCAAUCACGGAGUUUCUGA
Messenger RNA from Symbiodinium sp. CCMP2456, 420 nucleotides. Lineage: Eukaryota; Dinophyceae; Suessiales; Symbiodiniaceae. The record is from the annotation of a GenBank genome assembly.